AUGGCGCCCACGAGCUUGCAGCAGGGGUACCUUGGGCUGGUCAAGAGGAAGGGCGUCGAGCGCCGCUUCUUCGUGCUGCACGACGAUCGGCUCGAGUACUACCGGAGCGAGGGUGACGCUCUCGACCCGCAGAAGCAGGCCUCGAAGGUUGAGAUGUGGCUCGCGAGGCCCAGAAGGCGGGCCCGCCGUGGGCGCAUCGGGGACCAGACGGCGACGCUGCGGGAGGUCGCCGCCGGAGACGCGAAGGCGUGGACGGCCGCCCUGCUGUCGGCCACGGGCCAGGGCGGCGAGGAGCGGGCCGCGGAGGGCGAGGGGCCCGCGCAGGAGCUGGGCGGCGAGGGGCCCGGCGCAGCGCCGGGCGAGGCCGCGGGGGCCGCCGCCGCACAGAGCCCCGCGCCCGGCGCCGUGGUCCACGAGGGCCCCCUGGAGGUGGUGAAGGGCAGGUCUGCCCCCCUCAGGCACGGCGUCCUCACGGGCGCGCAGUUCGCGUACUACGCCAGCAGGGACGAGUACCUCCAGGGCGCAGCGCCGCGGGGCAGGGCCCCGCUUGUCGACGUGACGUCGCUGCGGUGCUCCACGCGCAGCGGACUCAUGGCCAUGACCGUGAAGGACUACGACAAGGUCCUCAGCUUUCGGCCGCGGGGCGGCAAUUCCGAGCUCGAGGUCUGGGCGAGCAAGUGGAAGGAUGCGCUCGCCCUCUGGUCUGGAGCGCCGAUGGUGGAGCAGAGUGACGACGAGGGGCACGACGACCCCCGCCUGAAAGAGGGAACGUUCCUCGUGAACCGCAGCGGCCAGGUGCAGUCGCGGCAUUUUGUGCUCUAUUCCGACCGGAUGGUGUCUUGGUCAAGCAAGGCCUGUUGCGACGGCCGCGACGCCCCGACGUACGAGUUUUCUCUGAGCGAGGUGGACGACAUAGAGAUCCUCGACAACGGCCUAGACGUGUACCUGCGGGGCACCACGGAGCCGCUGACGCUGCUUGGCCCCGCCGGUCAGGAGCUCGAUGCCUGGGCGGAGGCCAUCUCGCGCGUCUUGGAGGGGCACGGGCCUGGCGAGCCUCAUGGUGCUCGCCCUGUCGCUCUGGAGCCGAGCCGCCCGUGGAACGCCCUGGACGGUCCGGGCGCCGCGCCGUCCUCGGCGCCCCAGCCGAGCGUGUCGUCAGGGGCGGCGGCCACGAAGCUCUUCAAGGAGGGCCUCUUAGGCUUCGCAGAGGGGAGCGGGCUGGUCUGGAAGUACUGCGUGCUCGAGCAGGACCACUUGUCCGCCUGGAGCGACGUGGGCGCAGCCGCCGCGCGGAAGUCACCAGAUCUCGUCUUGGACAUCUCGGCCGGCGGAGCCUUCCGGGCCGCGGGCGCCGGCUUCGUCGUCACCUGUGGCAAGGGGAAGGUCGGCGUGCACGUUGGCGCAGACGGUGACCUGCCAGGAUGGUCGCAGGCGCUCUCCCAGGCUUUCAGCGCCCACGCGUUCGACGCGGAGUCGUCCGACAAGGUGAGCGCGUGGAGGCCGCCGUCACGGCACAGCCACGCGGGCCCGCCGGCGCCGUCCGUCGGCCUGGCCAGCGGCGGCCCGAGCGGCGCCGCCGGAAGCAGCAGGGCGGCCGGACGCCAGCGCUCCCGCAGCGCGGAGCCCGGCGGCAGGGGCACGCCCGGCUGGCUGCCCGCCUGCGCGCUGCGGGCGCCGGCGCGCAGGCCCACCCUUGGGCAGGUGGAGCUCUGGGCGGACGUGGAGCGCCGCGCGCCGAAGCUGAGGCGGGACUCUUCCAGAGAGGCGCCCAGGUCCAUGGUGAUCCAGAGCCACGGUGCGGGAGCCGAUGCCGCCGUCCUGCUGCACGGCGCGGCGGCCAAGUUCCACUCCGGCAGCACGCCCUCCAGCGGUCCGAUGCGCAGGGCAGCGGAGGUGGACGGCAAGUCCGCCGUCCAGACGAGAGACAGCUCCGCCCCGUUGCUGGGCAGGUCCCCGCAGACGCUGCCAGGCAAGGUGACGGACAGCGGGUUCUCCACCGCCAGGUGUUUGCCAGCCCGGGCCGAGGUAGGCAGCGCUGCCCACGGCUGGUCGAAGAUCAGCGGGGAGAACCGCGCCAUCACGACUGCCAGCCUCGUUGUCCAGGGGCAGCAGCCGUGCGCUCCCAAGGUCACCGCCGCUGGGAGAGCUUCGCCCUCGCCGCCUCCGUCAGGCAGGGACCGUCGUGCUGUUUCGGGCAAGAUCACAGGCGCCAGCUCGGCAUCGCCUCCGUCCGGCAGAGGCGCCCACGCAAUCGCGGGCAAGAUCACGGACGCCAGCCGCAGCGGCCUGCGUGGCUGGGCCGCUCGGACGCCGGCCGCCGCGGUGAUCAAGUGCCACUGA
Messenger RNA from Prorocentrum cordatum, 2340 nucleotides. NCBI's taxonomy places the organism in Eukaryota, Dinophyceae, Prorocentrales, Prorocentraceae. The record is from the annotation of a GenBank genome assembly.